AUGGGCAUUCUAAAUUAUUUUCUCCCCUUUUUGCUCCUUUCAGCUGCGUCUUGUGAUGACUGUAUUUCCGACAAAUCUCAACUUGCUCAUGUCCGUCUCCGGAAGGCCCUUUUAUGCGAUUAUGACCGUAAUCUUCGCCCCGUCCUCAACUACAAAGAUCCCGUCCGGGUCUUCAUCCGCAUGAUACUCAAAUAUUACAACUAUGACAUCCACGACAACAGCUUCACCAUCGACAGCUGGUUCGCCAUGUCAUGGGUCGACCAGCACCUCAAAUGGACCCCCGACGACUUCGACUCCCUCUCCACCCUGCACCUCGCCGACUCCGACAUCUGGGUCCCCGACCUCUCCGUCUACAACCGGCGCGAACAGUCGGGGAACCCCGCAGCCUUCGACCAAGCCACCUGUCUCAUCUCCAACCUCGGCCAAGUCUCAUGUGUGCCCCCCGUGCACCAUACCAGCAUCUGCGUGGCCGACUUGACCAAAUACCCCUUCGACACCCAUAACUGUACCAUAAGGUUCGGCUCAUGGGUGCACAGUGGCGAGGAACUGGACAUUCAAGUCGCCAAAAACGCGAUAAACACCGAGGAUCUGGUCCCGAACGGGGAGUGGGAAUUGGUCGAAAGUAGGAUUGUCAAACAUCCCGGGAUUUUCAAAUGUUGCCCGAAUAACACCUACCCUUCCAUUAAUUUCAGUUUUAGGAUACGGAGGCUGGCGGGGGCGCACGCCGCGAGCGUCAUUCUCCCAGCCAUUGCCUUAAUCAUCCUAACUUUUGCCUCCUUGUGGCUAUCACCCGACAAUAAUCAAAGACUCAUCUUGUGCUACAUUAACGUGGUCAAUGAAUUCCUCUACGUGCAGUAUAUAUCAUGGAUGAUACCAAUGACUGGCGACAAAAUCCCCCUAAUUCUUUUAUUCGCCCGUGACUCUCUUUUGUUGUCAGCUUUCGCGGUAGUUUUUAGCUUGAUGGUGAAAAGUAUGGCGGAGCGCGAGAAAAUAGCGCCGGCAUGGGUAUCCAAAAUUGUGUGCAUUUUCGUAGCUUUUAAGCCCGGCCAAUUUAUUUUCCUUGAUGAGACUUCGUUUAAAGCGAUGGGUAAUGAGGAAGAUGGCGCCGCGAUUCUGGCACAAAAUGGCGGCCCGAAAAACAACGAAUGGCGCAUUUUCGGGCAGAUUUUGGACCGAAUUUUUUUCCUCGUCUACGUGAUUGUUUAUUUGGGGAUGAUUAUCGGGUUCACCCCUUAG
Messenger RNA from Tribolium castaneum (red flour beetle), 1236 nucleotides. It is a transcript of the gene nAChRa9, whose product is annotated as nicotinic acetylcholine receptor alpha 9 subunit. Gene Ontology annotation, cellular component: neuron projection; synapse; plasma membrane. Gene Ontology annotation, molecular function: transmitter-gated monoatomic ion channel activity involved in regulation of postsynaptic membrane potential; excitatory extracellular ligand-gated monoatomic ion channel activity; transmembrane signaling receptor activity. Gene Ontology annotation, biological process: chemical synaptic transmission; signal transduction; nervous system process. Lineage: Eukaryota; Metazoa; Arthropoda; Insecta; Coleoptera; Tenebrionidae. The coding region runs from base 1 to 1236 and encodes 411 amino acids. The transcript has 7 exons. The record is from RefSeq and is marked provisional.